CUAGCUGUCUUUAACAUUUCACUUCUAAGCGAAGAACUAUCGGCUGUUGGUUUGAAGGUAGCGAGUACCAAGAUAUUCCAUCUACAGCCUUAUUCAUCAUGGACAUAGCUGUCUCAGAAGACAAGGAAAUAAAAGAUCUAGAUGAAGAAUCAAUAUGGGACCUGAUUGAAAGCCAGCGCCAUAUAAUCACGAGCAAGGUCCGCCCCUGUCACAUCACACCCUUCUUGCGCCAGUGCCGUGUAAUUGGGGAGACAGAUGAAGAAGAAAUUCUUUUUGCCCCCCACCUUAACCACCGGUAUAUGAGAACUGGGCACAUGCUCGAUCUCUUAAGAACUCGGGGAAAGAAAGGAGGUCUUGCCUUUUUGGAGUCUUUGGGAUUUUAUAAUCCUGAACUUUACACAUUAAUAACUGGGAAGGAACCCACCCGGGAUUGUAGCAGCAUGCUCGUUGAGAAAGGAAAUUUGGAUUUAAUUCAGUUUCUAAUGAAUGAAGUGAUGAAGGCUCAGAAAUGGCUAAGAGAAGAGAAAUGCCACAGACAUCGGUUUCAGGAGAAAGUUCGAAGCUUGGAAGACCAAAACCAGCAACUGAAGACUGAGCUCAAGGGUUUGAAGGCAGCUGAGGCUAACUUGAGCAGAAUUAAGAUGGACUGGAAUCAUCACCAUGACGAAAUGAUUCGGCUGAAAGAGGAGAACUAUCAGAUAUUAAUGCGAUAUACAAAUACUCUGCAGGAGAAGGAAAUGUCUGUGACACGGAGCAGAGAGCUAUAUCAACAGGUGGAUGAUCUUCGGAUGGAGAAUAAGAAACUAAAACUAGAAUUUGAUGUUGAGCGAAGAAUGUCCUCCAAGCUGCGUGAAGCAUUCAAGCCUAAAGAAGACCAACUUUUAAACUUAAAAGGAGAAAUUGAUAAACUGAGGUCGAGGAUUCAAGAGUUGCAAAUAAACCCAGUGACUGUUGACAUGUUGGAGCAGGAACGUAUAGAAGCUCUGGAAGACAAGCAGGAUCUAAUGAAAGAGAUGAGUUCACUGCGGUUGGAGCUCGAUCAGGCUGAACGUCUGAGGAAUGAGUACCUGGACGAAAAGGAGAAUAUGCUGAUGGAAUGUGCUACUCUGAAGAUUGACUGUGAUAUGUACAAAGAUAAAAUCACCUCACUCCAGACACAAGUGUUCGAGCUGCAGAAAGAACGUGAUGAGGCUUAUUCAGCCAGGGAUGAAGCACAAUUGCAAAUUAGCAAAAUGAUCAUGGACAAAGAUUUAUGUCGUCGCCAAGUUAUUGAACUACAGGACACAUACCGUGAGUUGAAUAAGGAGCUGCUGCAGUUAAGAUCAAACAGGAACAAACAGGAGAAAGUAACAAAUAAUAAAACCCCACUACGUGAAAAACCCAAACUGAAGCGUCUGCAAGCAGUGAAUCCUAGGACCACCAGCUAUGACAGUGAUGAAAGCAGUUGCAGCAGUCAAUGUGAUCUUUAUCUGCAUCUAAAGAAAGGCAAAAGCUGUGAGUCAGUGAACAGAAUGAAUUCUUACUUUGUCGAGCCACCCAGCAGGGAAUCUCUCUACAGACGCCAAACUGAAAAUACUGAGGAAGAAUCAUCCAGCAACAAACAUUCUGUUGAUGACGAUGUUUUCACAUCAGUAGAUGAUUGCACUGAUACAGACAGCUCCAAUGAAAAUAUUCCUGAUAUUGUACCACUCAAAAAGCCUGAAUCAUCUCCUGAAAGCUUACUAUCUAUGACUGGAGCCACUGCAGCACCUGAACAAGACUGGCCGUUCUUACGAGGGCCUCCUCAAAUGAAGUUAAUGAGCAAAAUAUCUUUUUAUAAAUUCAAUGGAGAUGGCAUCCUGGAUCAAAUUGAAAUAAUUGGUGGGAAUUCAACUGGAAUAUUCAUUCACAAAAUCAAACCUGGAUCUCCAGCAUAUAACUGUGGCCUUGAGCCAGGAUUUCAGAUCAUGAUGGUGGAAAAUAAUGGCAGAGAUCCAAAAAAGACUGUACUGGAGGAUGCCAGUUUGGAGGAGGCUGUUUGGACCUUGAAGCAAAUUAAAGGGAUGUGUUCUUUAGCCAUAAGGCAUAAGGGAGAAGCAUAUCAAACAUUGGUGGAAAAUAUUGAGAGGAAGAUUGCUACCUCGGGUGAUUCGUUCUACAUCCGCGUCAAUGUUUCAUUUGAUAAGGAAAGUGGGGCUAUUGGAGAAUUUACUGUCCAAUGCAAUGAAAUCCUGCACAUCACUGACACCAUUCACAAAGGCGAUAAUGAGUGGAAAGCGUUCAGAGUGAAUCCAAACACAAUGUCAGAUAUGGAAGGUGGAACUAUUCCAAAUUACUAUCGGGCUCAACAGUUGUUGAUUGUAACAAUUCGCAACAUGAUGCAACAGCCCCCAUCAAGUCAAAAGCAAGGUCGGAAACAGUCAUCUUCAAACCAAAAGAAGUUUAUGAGAAUAAUCAGCACUGAAAUAAGUCAGACAAAUCCACACUGCUUAUUGUUUGACUAUGGUACCAUUAAUCCCAACAAAGAACAAGAUGACAAGUCUCCUGGCAGUUGCUUUACAUUAAUGCCCUACUCACUGGUUAGGCCGUGCCAUCCACCAUCUCUGCGGCCAGUGAUAAUAGCACCCACUUGCAUUGGAAAAGUUGUGCUUGAGAAGCUGAAGGACCUAGCCGAAUAUGAGAAAUGUAAAUAUGAGUGCUUGAAUAGUACUGAGUAUGCUGCAAAAGACAGAAAAGGAGAUAUUUUGGGUGUGAUUGAAGUACAGAACCUACUUCGUUCCUGUUACACACGGACUGCUGUAGAAGCUGUAGUUGCUAAGAAUGCCCACUGCCUGUUGGAACUUGGGCUGGAUUGUGUGAAGCAAUUACAUAAGGUGGAAAUCUACCCCAUUGUCAUUGUCAUUCGUCUCUGCGAGAAAAACAUUAAGAAAAUUAAGAAGAUCGUGCAGAAAUAUGGAGUGACAAAGGAUUUGCUGUUACAGUGUUAUCGAAGGGAAGAGACUUGCUUGGAUACAUUGCCGUGCCUAUACAACAGUAUUGCCAAUGGUUGGAGUGAUCUUGAUUCACUCGUCAACUUAGUCAAAGCUGCAAUAAAGGAUGAACAAAAGAAAAUUGUCUGGAUUGAAAAAGACCGACUCUAGUGCAUUUGUUUAAGGACUGUGUGUAAGAAAACGUGAAGAGUUUACUAACAAGCGGGUGAACUGCCCUCUCAUUCUUAACAUGUGGAUGGAAAAAGAAAUUAUUUUUGGUGUUUUCAUAUAAAGGAUUUUGUUAAAUUUUCAUUCAUACCUCCGGAAAUACAUUUUUUUAUUAAAUAUAAAAGUCAAUAGUCUAUUUGUAUAUUUUAGGAUGCGCUUCCUCUGUGCAGCCUCUGCCAUUCCAUCUCUCCUACUGGUUGGACAUCAAGUAGCUUCAGGGUGAGAAAAAUAAAAAGACAAAUACUCUUAUUGGGUAUAAAACAAAAAUAAAAGCAUUUCUUCAUUCGUGGGGUGCAUAAUUCCACGAGUACUGACUGAGAAACAAUUCCUUUGAAUAAAAGCAGUAAUGUCAAAAUGAUUGAAUAUUUAUAAAAAGACAAGCAGUUGUGGUGGAGAGAUUAUUUCCAAUGAAUUUCUAUAAUGAUUAAAGCUACAGAAAGAUAUAUUUGUAAAAAUAUUAUGUAGGAUCUUUUAUUGCACUUAGCAAAUGGACUCUGAGAAGGCAGCUCACAAUCACCUUCUCAAGGAUAAUGAAGGAGCAGCAGGAAAUAUUGCCCUAAUCAGUGGCACCCACAUCAUCCGAAAUAGUAAUUAAAAAAAACACACAUAUCAUUGCUAUUUUAUGUAUUUUGUAAAGUCCUUUAAGAUACUUCUCCAUGUUUAAGGAAAAUUUAUAGAAAUAUAAGUUGUAAAUUGGAUACAGUUGCAACGAUAAACAAGUUGACAGCUGUCAAUACAAUGCAGUAGCAAUGGAGUUAUGUAAUUUAGAUUUUUGGAUAACAAAAUAAGUGACAACCACCUUAGUAUCUGUCUUAAUAAUAUAACUUAUUGCCAAAUACUUAUGCUGCCAUCUGUUGUUUCACUAUUAAUUGGAACUUUGUGUAUUUAUAUACGUAUGAUAUCUUUUUAAAGUGUUUGCUUUUUAUUGACAGCUGCAUGCUUGCAUGCACGAAAGACUCUGCAUGAGUCCAUUUUUUUCAUACGAAACAGUCGUUAUAUUAUUUAAAUACUUGAGAUGUUUUUCAAGUGACAUGUUAGAUUUGCUUGAAACAGUGAUAUUGUGAACAAUACUAUAAAUAUUUGUUGAAGUAUGAGAAUUGAAUGAAUGGAAUCUAAGAUGUACCAUUAUAAAUCAUUUGUCCGAUUGUUUCCAAAAGAGCAAAUAUUUAACAUCUUGAGAUUAUUUAAAUAUAUAAAUUUAAUAAUGGACAUCACUAAA
Messenger RNA from Stegostoma tigrinum, 4395 nucleotides. RefSeq names its product caspase recruitment domain family, member 14 (gene card14). NCBI's taxonomy places the organism in Eukaryota, Metazoa, Chordata, Chondrichthyes, Orectolobiformes, Stegostomatidae. Gene Ontology annotation, biological process: regulation of apoptotic process. The coding region runs from base 99 to 3119 and encodes 1006 amino acids. The transcript is spliced from 21 exons. The record is from RefSeq and is a predicted model, not a curated record. Gene Ontology annotation, molecular function: protein binding.